GUCGAGGUAUCUCUCUCGUCAGUCUCGUCGAGGUAGUGCGCGGCGCUUCUUGGAUACGCGGUCACGUAUGCACGCAUGGACAAGCAACGGCGACGCGGCACUGCCCAAUGAUGGCCGUGCCGGGCAUUACCGUUGACGUAGUGAUGUAUUAUUAGUGGUGCGCGUCGCGGGAAAGUGCUGUGUGUCGCUCGCGCUCUCUCUCUGUCUCUCUCUCUCUCUCUCUCUCUCUCUCUCUCUCUCUCGCUCUCUGUUUCGCCGCUCACUUCAGUCCGUAUCUCGGUGUGGCGUUACUCGAUAAUAACGCGGAGUGUGCUCCUCGUCGACGCGGAAAUCAGUGAUCGCGGCAAAGGGAAGGCAGGCAAACGCGGUUUACAAAAUACGCGUAUUUUCGCCCCUCCUGCUCGCCCGCCCACGAGUUUCACGCAGUGAGAGUUUCAUAUCAGUGCACGACGACGACGACGACGACAACGACGACAGUUUCGUUCGCUCUCUGUGUCUCUGUGUGGAUUAUCAUAUUUGGAUAUACUCGUAUUAUCGUAUUUGGAUACUGCGAUCAGCGAUCCUCGCCGCGGCCCACGUCCAGCCAGCCCAUCGCCAGAUUACAGCCCGAGAUCGUGAUUCCGCCCGACGAACUCUGUCCCUCAGAGAGCCCCGUGAGUGAAAGGAAACGCGGAAACGGAGCUUCCCUCUGGCAAUUACCGAGACGAUUUUUCACGUCGCACGGAAAGCAGAGCUUGGGGAUAAGGAUCGACGAAUGGGAAUUUAUACGUUUUAAAUUCAUCCCUGUGGGCAUCACAUGUUAUGAUAUAAUACUAGCCUGUACAACGAUCGUUCGACGUAUGGCACUGCAAUGAGCAAGAUGCAGAAACAAAGCCGGCGUAGCUCGGAGGUGGAGGUUGCGCUUAUGCGCCCUGUAAGCACAGCUGGCUAAUAGCCUCGGAGCCCGUCCCCGACACCCUGCAGCCACACCAGAUUAGCAGUUGGCGUGACAUGGAUGUGAGCUUCACGAACGUGUUAGAGGGGGCUCGCCAGUACUUCCAGGGACUGCCCGUACCGAGUACAGGUAGUGGCGCGGCCACGUCGGUGGAUCACAAUCUCCACUCGACAUCCUCCACGAAUCCCGCCUCGUCCACAUCGGUGACAACGCAUGAUCAUGAUGUACCGUCACAGCCGACACAAUCAACUCAGUCAAUUUCGACUUCCGCCAAUAGCAGCAGCAGCAAUAGCAAUAUCCAAGAGUCGAAUCGUUACCCUGCCGAUGUUAGACCUUCGUCGUCCGUGGAGAGUAGCAAUGCGACUGCCGGAUCUAGCUUCUGGAAUCCACACGUGGAGCCAUAUGCGCCGCAGCCGACUAGGGUCGAAGUCCCAGAUACGAGGCCAGGCGACGAAGGCUCCGCCAUGGAGCCCAGCUCCUCCUCGGGCACUAUCACUUUAACCGAGAUGCAGCCUUCGAAUUAUCAAUUCUCCUCCUCCUCCUCCACCUCCUCCGCUGCCACAUCAUCGUCGAAUUUUUCGCAAAGACCGCCACUAACAUCAUCAUCAUCGUCGACCACCUCGUCCUCCAGCGAUCACAAUCAUCACCAUCAUCAAUCUCAUCUUUCAACGUUGAAUUCGUCAUCGCAUUUGCAUCAGAUGCAACCGCCCCAACCGCCACAUUCCCCUGGACCAGUGUACCAGCAACUUAGUAAUGUCAGCAGGACGUCCUUCAGUGCGGCAGAGAUGCUCGCCUCUUCCUCAUCGCACUCUGCUUCAACGUAUCAGGCCGCUAAUAACGAUAGGCAAUCGCAGCCGAUUGUUGCGCAGAGGACUCAGUACUAUCCACGCUACCAUCACCCAGACAUCACGAAAUGCGCACCGGCUCCGUAUUCGCAGAGUUCUAUUUAUCAGUCCGCCAAUGUAGCGCAGUCUCUGAGUAUGGUUCAACAACCGAGCACAAGACCGACGCCAAUAGAGCAGAAUAAUACAACGGCAUCAUCCAACGUCGUUACCCAAGGACAUUGUCCACCGGAACAGCAACGAAUACCUGGUACUUAUGGCAACAACAUGCCACUCGCUCAGAGUUCUCUCAACGGAUCCUCAUAUGGAUCUGGUUCCUCUUCUUCAUCCUCUCAGAAUUACCGUCCCACGAAUCAGUAUCAGCAGCAGGCCCAUCGUCUGACCGCUUCGAGCGUCAACGACAGGUCCCAUAAUUCGGACGGGUUGCACUCUUCCACCGCCGCUUGCUCUUCAUCGUCGCAGGCGAUCAGUCCGCGUCAGCCUGGACCAGGAAACGCCUCCUCCAAUCACAUUCCUUUGCAAUCGCAGUCGCAGAAUCUUCCGGGUCACAUUCCUUCACCGCAUCUGCCGUCCGCUGCCACCUCGGUACUCUAUCAUCAUCAUCAGCAGCAGCACCAGCAGCAGCAGCAGCAACAGCAGCAGCAGCAGCAGCAGCAGCAGCAGCAGCAGCAGCAGCAGCAGCAGCAGCAGCAGCAGCAGCAGCAGCAGCAGCAGCAGCAGCAGCAACAAUCAUCAUCUCUACAGCAGCAGCAACAGCAGCAGCAGCAGCAGCAGCAGCAACAGCAGCAGCAGCAGCAGCAGCAGCAGCAGCAGCAACAUCCUAGUCGUAUAAAUGCAUCGCCACACUCCCACGGUUCCUCAUAUGGAGGCCGCAUAGUGCCGCUUCCACCACACGGUGUUUCAUCCUCCUCUGUCGCCAUGGCGGCGAACCAUUCGCAGCAGCAACAGAUGCCACCACCCCCGAGUGGAUACCAUGUAGGAACGACGCCAUCACCGCAUCACGAACCAUCGCCACGUCACGCUACUCCGUCGCCGCAUCACGCGACUCCAUCGCCACAACGGCAGUCACCCCACGUGUCUAGCCUGCACAAUCCACAUGCCUCCCCAUCUCCUCAUCACACACCUUCGCCGCACAACAGCUUCCAGCCACAUUCGCCGACUUAUCCACCACCACCGCCUCCGCCACCACCACCGCAGCAGCAACAGCAGCAGCAGUCUUCGGCUUCGUCAAGGUCGACAUCACAAUCGUAUAAUCUGCCACCGGUCACUUCGCAACACUAUCAAACGAAUUACGUGGCGGCGGUUCGUGACGCGGCGAUGGGGUUGCCUUACGCACCGCCGCCACCGUCCCAAUCUUCGUACCAUUCCUUCCAGAAGAACCCACAACCGGAGUCUCAGGGGAAUAACUACUAUUCUCAGCCAAGUCGGUCUCACAAUCAGUCUUACAGUAUGCAGCAGAUGCUGGUACCGCAGACGGUAUACCCUAAUACUCCCGGUAACAACAACCUAGGUAGCUAUCAGCAAAAUGUCAGCAAGCACGCGACGUAUAACGGUGCAGACGCUACGAAGAGAGGAGCGAUUGACGUUACGGCGAUACCUUAUGGUACGCAUCGGUCACCCACGCAGAGGAGUGGUAAUACGCACAACCUGCCGCCUAUCGCCGCUCUUUCGUCUUAUCAUUCCAACAGGCGAGAACUAUUGGGAAAGUCGGCGCAAACAACAGUACGACAACGAAUACAUUCGACGAAUGCAACCAACAAAAUCCCGUCCGUCGUGAUACCCCCUUCGUCUAUAACGAUGCCUCCUCAGAGGCUUGCCGAGUAUCCAAUGACUUCGGUCUCGGCUAUAAAUCACGCGAUACCGGUGAAUGGUAGAACAACCACUGUGACGAACAUGACGUAUGGUUCGCGAUAUACUGGCCAACAAAGCUACCCAUCAUCGACAUAUGCCACCACAAUAGCGCCCAGUCAUCAUGGUAACAAUUCCGCUAAUAGCACUACAGUAACGACUAUCAGUAGUCAUGGUGGUUCAGGUGGUGCGAGGUCUUCCGUUCCAUCGAUCCAUGCGUAUCAGUCUUCCGAUGAGUCGGAUCGGUCAGCGGGAUCAUCGUCAUAUCAUCAGCCACCGACACGAAUAACGACUGAAGGCUAUACCUAUAAAGAACACUCUUAUCAGAAUCCAGCAUCAUCCGGUAAUCAAGCAACUUCGGUCGUCACUAUGGCAAGUUCUCCGUCGCCGAGUAAUGCAGUUCGGAAAAGAGAAUCUCCUCUGGACUUGUCUGUAAAAACAGUUAAGACAUCGGCUGAUUCUACAGCACAGGAUGAUCUUGAGACUGUCAGCACCGACAAACACGUCAGUAGCUCAAAUCUGAGUUCAUCUAGGAACAAUGUGAACAGGUCGAUGCCACCUCCAGCUGUUAUGCAUCAAUCGGCACCGGUACAACCGUCAUACGCGUCGUAUGAUAGGCCUUCGAGUAACAGUUCGAGGAAUUCCAUGCAAGUGACCUGCGUUCGGGCAUCGACGCCUCAAACGGUGUGUGCGCCCAAAGUCGACUUUCUGCCAGAUUUUACUUCAACGCCGCUACGUCAACCGCACCACGACAGUUCUCUUCGCAGAAGUACUCCGCAGCAUCCGCAGCAGCUUUACGUUCCAUCCGCCCAGCCUCUCUCAUCCCAUCACACUAACACUUCUCCACUGCCUCAUAUGUCUACGUUCAAGAAACGUCCACUGCCCACGUCGCCGUACGACGGUCUGACGAUACCACCGCCACCGUCCUCAUCGUCAUCGACGUCUGCGUCUUCAUCAUACCUCCAAACAAAUGAUUCUGUAUCCUCGAGGUUUUCCAAGUAUCACUCAAUGAUGGAUACAUCUCCACGACUUGGUCCGCCCACAUUGCCCGCACAAGAUUAUCCACCCGACUCGAGCUAUUAUUUAGCGGACAGUAGGGCAAAGUUCGAUCAGCAAUUUCCUCAGCGCGAACGGUCACUCAAAAGAGCUGGAGAGGCGAUUUAUGGUAUAGGGAAUCCUAACAAACAGGCCAGAGCUGCUUGGCGAGUACCGAAUACCGAUAAACAAAUAGUUGAGUCGAAACUAUCGACUACAGGUGUGCAGAAUGAACAGCAAAAACGGCAAGAAAUGAAUUUGUCGGUUCCUUUGCCAAAUGGAGCUCUGACGACAUCUAGCGAUCAUAGAACCGACAACGGUAGUUAUUCAAUGCCAGAAUCCAGAUAUCAAUCGGUGUACUGUGAUAAAAGGACCUAUCCGGAGUCCAAAAUCAUACGCAGUUCGCCAUCGUACAAUCCAGUUAUUUCGAAAUCCGCGAGUGUACAUCCAUUACCGCAACAAUUGAGCAGUGCACAACUUACCUACCCAAAUUAUCGCCAGUCCAUUCAGAAAAUAGCAUGUCCCUCGAGCGGGAUGUCCAGUGGCCAAUCGAUAGAUCAACCUAGCAAUACUGGUGCCGACAAGAGGGUGCUCAACUUGCUGAGGAACAGCUUGGAAAACAAGCAACAAAGGGAUGAACAGCUCAAUAGUCAGCAGCCUAUUUUGGUUAAUCAUAGUCAACAGAGCUUCCAGAAUAAGGUCGUCGCACCAGUCGAGCCCAAGAGCAUCGGCAGGCACAAUCUGUCACCAUUCACGGCGGCGAGUUUGCUCGAGCGUAACAGCAAUACACCGCCACAUUACAAGUUGCACGUUCCACGAGCAAUAGACUCGAUCACUCAGGAAGUGCCACGUAGCAUGUAUGCCUCAAGAGUGAACGCAUCUGCCACGCUACCCGGCAAGGAAGCCUCCCUCGCGGGACCACGUGGCGCCGAGAACCAAAUCCAUCGUGACAAGGACGACGGUCUUGCCGCUAUCUUAGCUGCGAAGAUCAGGACGAAGGCGGAACUGAAACAAGUCGGAACCGGCCAAUUUACAACGAAAACAUCUUCCAUACCUUCUCAAGAUGUGUCAUCGACGCCGAGAGAAAUCGAUAGUGCGGCUUCGACGUCGACACCACAGUCUGGUUCGUCCGCAGGUAGUCCACCGAAAUUAACACGCGAGAAAACGGUCUCUUUGCCGCCCAGAAGACGUUUGUUUUCGAGAACUGAUGAGGAUAACGUACCGGUAACCGUGCCUGUUGCCGCCACGGUCGCGUCCACAGUUCCAGCUAGGGCGAGUGGAUGUAGGAGCUCUUCCGAAACAUCAGUCUUUGAUUUCCGGGAGAGUGAUUCCGAAAGCGAGAUGCCAGUUCUCGAGCGACAAACCUUGGAGGAAAUGAGAAGAGAUAGAAAGCAGUUAUCCAAAGUGCAACCUCCGAUACCUCUCAAUGACGCUGUAUGUAUGAAUAUGGCAUCUUCUACGGAUCUCGUGAAGAUAGAGCUAAAGGAGAAUGAUAAAAUUAACGACAUGGAUCCAUUCUGGAAUAACACCUGUGAUAAGUUUAUGGAGCAAUUACGCGCGGGCGAUGCCGUAAAGAAACGUGGACGUAGAAAAAAAGUGAGUGGUAUCGCAACAUCGAAACUUGAAGACGCAGUUAACGAUAGCGAUAAAGAAUCGGAUAUCAAUGCAUCACAUUCUCGAAUCAAGCCCGAAGAUAUCAAAAAGGAGACAUCUAAUGAUUUAUCUAAUAAGGAUGAUAAAAAUUCGAUUUUCAAGGAUGUUAAGAUUAAGAUGGAGCCCGGGUUGAGAAAGGAAGACGAUAAACACUCAAGCGAUGAUUCAGACGAAGUACCGUUAAUUAAAAGAACAAGACAGGAAGUGAAGAAGGAAGAUAGUGAUUGCGAUGAAGAAGAAGUGAUAUGCCGAAGAAGACGAAUUCGUAGGAUCAAGCUUGAAUCUUCUAGCGGUAGCGAAUCCUCGAGCGAGGACAGUGAUGCCAGUACCGUAUUUGGUCAUGGUUCUUCAGUUGCUGACAGACUUCGAGCUAGGAAACGAUCUAUAGCUAAUGUGUCUGAAGGUAUGAAGCUUCGUUCGAGAGACACUACUCCUCAUAAGGCAAAAACAGAGAAAGAAUCCAAAUUGUCGCCUCCUAAAGGUGGAACGUCUCAAAAAGCGAAGCCGAAACCGUUGUUCGGUGACGGUAGUGAUUUUAGACCUGGUUGGGAAGAGGAGGUUUACGUUUACAAAAAAUCUCUAAGAAUGCCACCCAGAUUGAUUACAGUGUCAAAACCAUCGCGUUUUCACCGACUAUCCACGUCAUUGCCAGAUUUAGAUCCUGGUUCGCCUGCAUUGUCUGUCUCGAUGGAUAGUUCCGACGUGUGUCUCAGCCGUAAUAAGAGAGACAGUGACAUGGAAUCUAAUUACAGUUUCAGCAUUAUGGGACUUGGCAGUAAGAUUGAUGACGAAGAGGCGACUUCAUCAACAACAGUUUCUUGUCCUCCGAAGGCAAUGAAACAUUUCCGAUCGGAUAACAAUUCUAUUGUCGAUGUUCUCGCACAGAAAGUCGGUGGUGGUCAGAAAGAUUCAAAAAAGAAACAGAAUCUGAAAAGUAAUAAGAGCAGUAACGUUAAUAAAAGCAAUAACGAACCGGAACUUUUACCAACACCAAGUCUUGCACCGCUUCUGUCCGAAACAUCAAAGAGUCCUAAAAACAAGAUUGCGUUGAAGAAUAAUAGAAACCCGAUUAAAGUUACCAAUUCCGUCCUCCUCGGUUAUUUCCGCAAAGAGACGGUGAAUAAUUUCCGUGACGCAUUCAAGAACAAUCACACAUUGCCCAAUGAAUUCUCCACUCUAGUAUUGAAGAGUAGAACCAGAACGGAGACGAAAGUCUUGAAGAAGGAAACUACUAUUCGUGAAGUGUUCGGCGAGGAUAGGCCUGCGUCAGCUCCGCCGAUGCAGAAUCGCGAUGACACAUCGCAAGAUGACGAUUCGCAGAAUGAAACGCCGGAGAAUGCAUUAGGUAAGGUACGAACAUUAAAACAAAAAGUCGUGUCUCGUUUGAGGAACGCUGGUAUACUACGAAGUCACAAAGCUAUUGCGAAUUCGAAACGUCAUCUAUUAACUGCUGAAAGGCGAAAGGAUCUUCUCAAAUCACUUGCUAAUAAGAAACUACAUCGUAUUAAGAGUGAAAUAGAGCAAGAAGAGACAAAUGAUAUCAGAGAAGAGGAAAAUAACGAGAUGGAAGAUGAUAAGAACGAUUUGGAGAUUCGUAAUAAAAAGAAGUUGAAACUUCGACCUGGCCGACGAAAAUUCCGUUCUGGAUUUGAUUAUAUCCGUAAGAAGAAGAAGCCAUUAAAAAAAGAUGAGGCAUUGCCAAAGGAAAGGAAGAGACAAAGUCAAGCUAACAAACCAAGCCCGGAGUGCGUAGCCGAUAUUCAAUCUGAGAUUAGAACGUGGGUUAUCAAGAAGGGCGUCGGGGAAACCAUAUUACACCGCGCUGCCCGUCUCGGUUACACAGAUGUGACUGCUUAUUGUCUGGAAAAGCUCAAUAGUGCGCCGAGUCCUAAAGACAACGCAGGAUAUACACCACUUCAUGAGGCGUGCUCCAAGGGUCAUCUGGAGAUCGCAAAACUCUUACUGGCUUACGGUGCGAACGUAAGCGAGAGUGCUAAUGGUGGUAUUAGACCACUUCAUGAAGCGGCGGAAAAUGGUGCUACAGAACUUGUGCGAUUGCUAUUGUCGUACGGUGCCGAUCCAUUGUUGGCUACUUAUUCCGGACAAACGCCUUUGAUGUUAGCUGUUGAUACCGAUGCUAAUGUCAUUCUAGAACAGCACCUGGCUGACAUCCAAGGUCGUACCACCGUGCCAUGGUCAUUCGCUGGUCCAUCUUCAAUUUUUGAUCCAGAAGAGACGGGUUACAAUCCGCUCGAUGAUGUUCCAUCGGACAAUCCUGAAUCAGAUGAACUAGAUGAUAUCGAAAUGGAAGUAAGCGACAUCAACUUGCCUGUCUUGUUCACCUUGAACAACGAUCCUGACAAAUGGGUGCUGCUUCAAGAUCUCAUGGCGAUUUUGAAGAUAAAGAGUCGCGAUGCUCUUCUCCGUCAAAUUAAUCCGAAAGCACAUUCUGGACCGCCUGCAAUCGCUCAUCGUGAGGUCAUGCGUGAGCUAAAGUUGCCAGAUUUCUUGGAACAAUCUCGUUGUUGUCAUCUGUUGAGCGGCGGCGAAAGGAUUAAUGUGCGUGGUUCUAAGGUCAUUCUUAUCAAGUACAACGACAAGGUGAAAUCUCUGUUAAACGUAGAGAAAGUGCUAAUCAGUCUUAGGUGA
This is a messenger RNA of Atta colombica, 8961 nucleotides long. RefSeq lists its product as uncharacterized. Gene Ontology annotation, cellular component: nucleus. Gene Ontology annotation, molecular function: protein binding; transcription corepressor activity. The transcript has 13 exons. Bases 991 to 8961 code for a protein of 2656 amino acids. Gene Ontology annotation, biological process: negative regulation of transcription by RNA polymerase II. NCBI's taxonomy places the organism in Eukaryota, Metazoa, Arthropoda, Insecta, Hymenoptera, Formicidae. The record is from RefSeq and is a predicted model, not a curated record.